Molecule: messenger RNA, 2340 nt
Organism: Antechinus flavipes (yellow-footed antechinus)
Lineage: Eukaryota; Metazoa; Chordata; Mammalia; Dasyuromorphia; Dasyuridae
Gene: EMID1
Product: EMI domain containing 1
Exons: 15
Coding region: 181-1839 (552 amino acids)
Molecular function (GO): protein binding
Source: RefSeq, a predicted model, not a curated record
UGCCCGCCCCCUCCGGGCUCCGGGGGGCUGGGAAGAUGAAAUCGGGCCACGUCCGGGGGAGAGGAAGGGGCUGAGGCUGCGAGCGAGGCAGGGAGCCAGGCAGGCGGCGAAGGGAAGCUGGGCAGGAGGGCAGCGGGGCCGCGCGGCCGGAGGAGGCUCGCUCCUGCAUCCCGCGCCCAGAUGCCCCCCGCGCGGGCAGCGGCGGCCGCGGGCACGGCCACGGGCACCAUGAGGAGCGGGCGGCGGCAGCCCGCCCCGGGGACGGCCGCCCGCCGCUGGGCACUGCUCUGCCUCUGCGCCCUGCUCCCCGGGGGCCACGGCACCUCUUGGAGCUUCGGGGGAGCCGCCCAGCUCUCGCGCCGCAGAAACUGGUGCUCCUACAUAGUGACCCGGACUGUUUCCUGCCACGUCCAGAACGGCACCUACCUACAGAGAGUCCUGCAGAGCUGCCGGUGGCCCAUGAGCUGCCCUGGGAACAGCUACAGAACGGUGGCGAGACCCACGUACAAGGUGGUGUAUAAGACGGUGACCUCUGUGGAGUGGAAGUGCUGUCCGGGUCAUUCGGGGACCAACUGCGAAGAAGAUGGCCUCAGUUCCCUGGAGCCCGCAUGGCACGGCCCCUCCUUGCGCCGAAUGGCCCUUCAGCCCACGGUCUCUUCAGGUUGUUUAAACUGCAGCAAGGUGGCCGAGCUGGCCGAGCGGCUGAAGGUGCUGGAGGACAAGGUGUCGGUGCUGGCAGUACCUGAGCAGGCGGCAUCGCUGCCCCUUGGCGCUCCACGGGAGGCCAAAGGGGGUGGCGGGGAGCCGGCUCUGCUGUGGGGGCUGCCAGCUGCCCAGGGGAGCCCCGGAGACGAAGAAGCCAGAGGGCCUCCUGGAGCUGGAGAGCGACGCAGGGGAACCGUGCUCACCCGGGAUGGCCGAGGAGGGGUUCCCGGGCCCCCGGGGCCUUCUGGCCCCAAAGGAGACACCGGAAGCCGGGGUCCAUCCGGAGUGCCUGGGCUGAAGGGCCCCGCUGGGCCACCAGGGCCCCAAGGGCCACCCGGCAGCCCAGGUCGGGAUGGAGCCAAGGGAGAGAGGGGCCCCCCAGGACCUCCUGGACCCCCAGCGCCAAGUGGACCCUCCACAGCCCAGAUCUCUGAACAGGGAGAUCCACUGCUCUCCAACACCUUCACCGAAACCGGGGGCCUUGGGAUGCAGGGGCCUGUCGGCCCACCGGGCCCCACGGGCCCCAUGGGUCCCCCAGGCCCCCCAGGCCCAGUGGGUAGCCCAGGCUCGCCUGGCCACAAGGGUGCACCGGGCCCAGCUGGAGCUGAUGGAACCAACGGCCUCCCGGGGGAGAAGGGUGAGCGAGGUUCCCAGGGGGAGCCGGGCCCCAGAGGCCUAGCAGGAGAGCGGGGUGAGCCGGGCCCCAAAGGUGACCCCGGAGAGAAGGGCCACUGGAACCAGACCUUGGCUCGGGGGCAGGGCCCCCCAUCGCUGGAGCCGCCGGCUUUCCUCGAGGCAAACGGGCGGGAGGAGCGGCCGCCUACCGCAUCGUCUCCCGCCUCCUGGCCCAGGGGGGCGAGGACCGCAAGGACUGAGCCCGCUCUGCUCGGGCGGGACCCCUCCCCCCACGGACUUCUUCCAGGCGCUUCUCCCGGCCUGGGCCCCGGGACGCGCUACCUAUUUAUUGGAGGGAGGGCGGGCGUCGCCGGGCGCGGGAGCCCGGGCAGCCCCUGCGAGACUCUCCGGCCCUCAGGGGGGGAGGCCGGGUCCUGGAGGGGGCUCCCAGCUGGGGCCAAGACUUCUCCCGCCCCCGUCCCCCCGGUCCCAGCCCUGUGGCCCCGGUUCCACGCGUAGACAGGGGCUGGACUCAGGAGCUUUCCGGAGCGGAUUUACGGCGCGGGCCCUCACUGCAUCCAGCCUCCUUCCCUCCCUCCAGCUUCACAUAAGCUGAGGCCCAGAAGUCAGGCUGGGGGAGGACGCGGGAUCAUGGGCCUGGAGCUUGCAGGAGCCUCUGCUUCCCGGCUCCAACCCUCCUGCAGAAGAGGGAGGGGCCACGUGCCCAAAGUCCCCCGGCCAGCUCGGGGCCCCUCCCAGGGCACCCGCCCGUGGCCAUCCUGGGCCUCUCCUGGCCCCCACACGGUGCCGACCUCCCCCUCACCCCCCACAGGGUACUUGUGGUGCUAUAUUUCCCCAAACUGGUCCUCGGGCAGGAGGGCCGUGGGUCCCAGCGGGUGGGGGGCCGGCGAGCCCCAGACCGAGCUCCUCACGUCCGGUCCCUGGGCCGCAGGGGGAGGCGGGGCUGGCGGAAGAAGCUCACAGGCUGGGGGAUUGGCAAUAAAGGUCCCUCCCACUCCA